Frieseomelitta varia is the source of this 2336-nucleotide messenger RNA. RefSeq names its product apoptosis-inducing factor 3-like. Bases 461 to 2311 code for a protein of 616 amino acids. The record is from RefSeq and is a predicted model, not a curated record. The transcript is spliced from 8 exons. NCBI's taxonomy places the organism in Eukaryota, Metazoa, Arthropoda, Insecta, Hymenoptera, Apidae. Gene Ontology annotation, molecular function: 2 iron, 2 sulfur cluster binding; oxidoreductase activity, acting on NAD(P)H; flavin adenine dinucleotide binding. Gene Ontology annotation, cellular component: cytoplasm.
GAAAUGUUUUUUAUACAUUUAAUCACGUUACAAACGAUCCUCUGGUCUUUUAUAAUGUAUCGCAAUUUCUAAGAGGUUUUGAACCAAUUUCGUGCCUCGAUAAGUUCUGAUUCAUUGUUCCACGAAUAAGUGAAAGUUUAUCUAAAACACUUUUAGUAACGCAAGGUCAAUCGUCAUGGUUGAAACAAUUUUUAGUGGCGUAAGUAUAGGUAAUUGUAGAAAUCCAAAUAGUCAGAUAAUUUACAGAUAUCACGAUAACGCAGCUGGAACCGUUCACGAGUGGCAUUGAUUGAAACGCACAAAUGGGUGGAAUUAAUUGCAAAGGAUUGCUUCCAAGGAGUUCCAACAAUGCGCCGGAUAAAUCGGAGAAGACAGACUUAAAUUUGCGAUUCAUGUAAUGAAUGUAAACGUUAAGUAACAUUGACGGACAACUGCGGCGACAGUAGAACGCUUCGGCAAUAUGCGCUUUUGCGUCGCGAAGCGAUGUAUGAAAUUAUCGUUCGAUUCGGUAUUUCACACUUGUCUGAAAAUAAAUAGGAGGAAGAUGUCAGAAUUGCAAGACAGGAAGAUUCACACUUGCAGUGAGUGUAACAAAGAUGUUGAAGAGAUUAGGCGGUCGUAUAAUAAAGCGAAAUGUUGUUGCAGUUGUAAACCAGAAAAGUAUGACUACAUUGAAGAUGUGGUGUGCAAAGAAACGGAUAUCAAAGAAAAUGAAAUGAAACUUUUGCCACUUGGAGAAACUGGAGCAAAAGUUUUGUUGAUCAAACAGAAAGGAGAGUUACAUGCUAUUGGUACAAAGUGUACGCAUUAUGGAGCAUUGCUUCAUACAGGAGCACUGGGAGAUGGAAGAGUGAGAUGCCCAUGGCAUGGUGCAUGUUUUAACAUCAAAACAGGGGAUAUAGAAGAUUACCCAGGAUUGGACUCCUUACCCUGUUUCCAGGUAAAUGUGGAUAGUAGUGGCCUUGUACGUGUGAAAGGAAAGCGUAAAGAUUUAGAGUUUAAUAAAAGGACCAAACAAAUGUGUGAACAAGACCCUAGUAACCAAACUACUGUUGUAAUAGUUGGAGGUGGGCCAGCAGCUGCAGUUUGUGCAGAAAGUUUACGACAAGAAGGUUUCACAGGAAAUAUUAUUAUGGUUUGUAAGGAAAACACAGUACCAUACGAUAGAGUGAAAGUAUCCAAAACAUUAGAUCUAAGCAUUGAAAAGAUAGUUUUGAGGCCACUUUCAUUUUAUAAAAAUCACAAGAUUGAAAUUAAACGGGGUGUAGAGGCAACAGGAUUAAGUACAAGCGACAAUGUUGUUCAAUUGAGUAACCAUGAAAAAUUAACGUAUAAUUAUUUAUUUAUUUGUACUGGAAGUAUGGCCAGAGAGCCCGAUAUACCUAAUGCUAGUUUAGCUAACAUUCAUGUAUUAAGAAAUUAUGUGGAUUCUCAAGCUAUAUCCUCCAAGUUGUCACCAGAUAAACAUAUUGUAGUACUUGGAUUAGGCUUUAUUGGUAUGGAAGCUGCUGCUUAUUGUGUAAAUAAAUGCGCAUCUGUUACCAUCAUAGGGAGGGGUACAGUUCCUUUACAACCAGUUUUUGGUACAGCAAUCGGCGAUAGAAUCAAACGCCAUUUUGAAGAACAAGGCAUCAAAUUUAUAUUUGAACGUAACAUCGCACAGUUUGUUGCGAAAGAGGAUGAAAAGUCUGCUGUAGGCUCAGUUGUACUUACUAAUGGUGAAGUACUUCCUGCUGAUAUAGUGAUUAUUGGGAUUGGAUCUAAAUUAUAUACAGAUUGGUUAAAGGAUAGUCCUAUUGAAAUGUUACAAGAUGGCAGUAUUGUAGUGGAUAAGUACUUGAAAACAAACGUGGAAAACGUAUAUGCAGGUGGUGAUAUAGCAUAUGCACCGUUAUUUGGUUCUGAUGAUAUCUCAGCUGCAAUAGGUCAUUAUCCAUUAGCUCAUUACCAUGGUAAAAUAGCAGCAUUAAAUAUAUGUGCUAAAAUUACUCCCUUGAAUGCUGUACCAUUUUUCUGGACAACACUAUUUGGCAAGAGUUACAGAUAUGUUGGACAUGGAAAACCAGAUAAAGUAAGAAUUUAUGGGUCCUUGGAAAAUUUAGAAUUCUUUGCAUACUACAUUAAAGAUGGUAAAGUUAUUGCUAUAAGUAGUGUUGGAGCAGAUCCUAUUGCAGCAGACUUUGCAAAUUUCCUUCAGGAAGGAAAUAUAUUGACAGAAGCGGAGAUUGAAAAACAACGGUUUGACUGGAUAAGAAACAAACCGAAAGAUUUACAGAUUAGAUUUGAAACCGAGUCUGUCGUAGAUCCAUGAAUCAAAGAUAUAUAAAAAUGAAAAU